Messenger RNA from Solanum verrucosum, 1017 nucleotides. RefSeq lists its product as uncharacterized. The transcript has 4 exons. The coding region runs from base 1 to 1017 and encodes 338 amino acids. The record is from RefSeq and is a predicted model, not a curated record. NCBI's taxonomy places the organism in Eukaryota, Viridiplantae, Streptophyta, Magnoliopsida, Solanales, Solanaceae.
AUGCAAAACGAACUUUCAAUUUCUGUUGAUUCUCACUUAGCCAUGCUCCGCCUCAGCUCCGCCGCUGACGCCACUACCGGAAAAUUCUCCGGCGACCAAUCUCCUCUUCAGCAAUGCCAUUCUUAUCGUUCCGUCAAGAAAAUCCCACAUUUCUCACCUGAAAUUUCCACCACCACCAUCGCCGCCGCCAUUGAGACACCUGCCACGUCAUGUAAGAAAACUACCCUUUACGGCGGCGCCACCACCACUACCAAGGGAAAGAGACACUCAAACUGUCGUUUCUCUUCUUCUCUGGAAGAGCCCUUUCCAAAAAGAACUGUCACCGUUCUACCACCCAUUUCCACCGCCGCAGACGGCGGCGCCGUCGUUGCCGCCGACCCCUACAACAACAAUAACAGUAACCAUUUCCAAGGUUUCAUAAAAAUCCCACUUCAAAAUAACCAAGAAUCUCCGGUGACUCCAUCGCCUACACCAUCUCCGGCGAAACCACCAUUAGCGCCGCCAUUUCCUCGACCCCUUUAUCGGACUACCUCAGAUCCCACUGGAAAAUCCCCUAAACCCCCAUCUCACCGUACCCUCACAAGAACAUCUAGCUGGUCACCAAAUGAGCUCAAUUUCAACAAUGGAGAAUCUCCUACUACAAUGAAAUCCCCAACUCACUCUGCUGUUGCAAGAACAGCUAGCUGGUCACCAAAUGUUCAAGUAUUAGGUGGUUCAGUUAACAAUGGAGAAUCUCCUACUACAAUGAGGUUAAAGAGAAUGAAAGAUGGAAUGAGAGAAAUGAGACAAUGGUGUGACCUUAUGAUUCAAGAAGAAGAAGAAACUUCCCAUGAAGAAAACAAGAUUGUAAAGGAUGAUGAGACAGAUAGUGGUGGAGGAGAAGCAUUGUGUGAGGAGGCUGUAUGGGUGGAAAGAAUGGGGAACUGUCUGAUCCUUCAUUUCAAGUGUCCUUGUGGUAAAGGAUAUCAGAUUCUGCUAUGUGGAAAUAACUGCUACUAUAAACUCACCAAUUUCUGA